GUGUUGGGAAGCUCCUCGCACACACACACAGUCCACGGAGCGCGAACUACGACAGGAGCUUCUACUAAAAACAACUUCUGUAAAAUCACGACGCUUUUUACGUAUAUUUAGAACCGACGCAGAGCAAGAAACACAGUUUUCCCCACCGGAUUCGAGUAUUUUAUCCCGCGUUUUCCCCUUCUUUUUCCCCCUGGAGAUGUGUCGCUUGGAGAACUAGGAGCGAACAGCGUUGCACACCGACGCCGGGAUGAGUGGCAGCUCCUCGGUGUCCGGCGCGGCGCCGUGCCGCUUCGCUCACUACUUUGUUAUUUGUGGGAUAGACACAGAAACUGGACUGGAACCAGACGAGUUAGCAGCUUUGUACCAGUGGCUAGAAGCAGACCGCCAAGGCAGAGAUCCAGAUACUGCAGCCACAGGUGAAAAUUUUGAGCAGAGCCCCCUGAAGAGGACCUUCAAGUCCAAAGUUCUCGCGCGAUACCCGGAGAACGUGGAGUGGAACCCCUUCGAUCAAGAUGCAGUCAAUAUGCUGUGCAUGCCUAAAGGCCUGUCGUUCAGGACGCAGGCGGACCAGCGGGAGCCACAGUUCCACUCCUUCAUCAUCACCAAGGAGGACGGCUCUCGAACCUACGGCUUUGUUCACACCUUCUACGAGGAGGUGACCAGCCCUCAGAUCUGCUCCGCCAUGCAGACCCUCUACCAGAUGCACAAUGCCGAGCACCCCUCCGCCAACCCCCCUUCCUCCUCCUCUUCCUCCUCCUCCUCCUCCAGCAUGGACUCUUUGGCCAGCAGUUUAGACGAGGCCGACCCCCCCGCCUCCUCCUCGUCCUCCUCGUCGUCUUCUCGCGGGGUGGGAGGCUACGACUCGUCUCGGGACACGCUCUAUGUCUCCAAGGCUCUGUGUCUGAUCACGCCCAUGCCCUUCAUGCACGCUUGCCGUCGCUUCCUGUCUCAGCUGCACCGGGCCGUCACAGCCCCACCGCCCCCCCCUCUGCCGCUCGAGAGCUACGUUCACAACAUCCUGUACGAGGUGCCGCUGCCCGCUCUGGGACGAUCGCUCAAGUUCCACGGCGUGUACGAGCCAAUUGUGUGUCAGAGGCCGGGGCCUGGAGAGCUACCAUUGGCUGACUUCCCCCUGGCAGAGGUGUUUAAUCUGUUAGGAGUUGAGAACCUGGUCCAGGUGUUCACAUGCACCAUGCUGGAGAUGCAGAUCCUCCUCUACUCACAGGACUACCAGCGGUUGAUGACGGUGGCCGAGGGCAUCACCACGCUGCUGUUUCCCUUCCAGUGGCAACACGUCUAUGUUCCCAUCCUGCCAGCCUCCCUCCUGCACUUUCUGGAUGCUCCUGUUCCCUACCUGAUGGGCCUGCAGUCCAAGGAGGGCACCGACCGCUCCAAACUGGAGCUUCCUCAGGAGGCCAACCUGUGUUUUGUGGACAUUGACAACCACUACAUCGAGCUUCCAGAGGACUUCCCCCAGUUCCCCAACAAGACCGAGUUCAUGCAGGAGCUCAGCGAGGUGCUGCUUAGCUUUGGCAUUUCGGCCAACACAGGGGCCCCACCACGGACCCGCACCAGUCCAGGCAGCACCCCCUCCACACCGGGCAGGGAGCGUAAAGUCGUUGCCCUCCGGCAGCUGGAGGAUGAUGGGCGUAACGGCAACUUGGCAGGGGAAGAGCUGGCUGUGCUGGAGCUGCUGCAGGGAAACGCUACCCUGGAGAGACUGCAGGCGCUGACCAGACGCACCGGAGUGACGGUGGCACGUGUGGACGCCCUGAGGGCCGGAGUCAAAGGUCAGGUGACUGAGGGGCAAGGGGGACAGACAGCAGCUGAAGACAUGGAGCUAAGGAACGCCAAGCUGAACGUCAAGCUGAGAGAGGUGUUCGCCAGCCGCUUCACCACCAUGUUUGCUGACUAUGAAGCCUUUGUUAUCCAGAGCGCCCCAGAUCUAGAGUCCUGGCUCACCAACAGGGAGCAGAUGCACAACUUCGACAAGGCCUCCUUCCUGUCAGACCAGCCUGAGCCCUACCUGCCUUUCCUCUCCCACUUCAUCGAGACACAGAUGUUCGCCACGUUCAUUGACAACAAGAUCAUGUCCCAGUGGGAGGAUAAGGAGCCGCUGCUCCGCGUCUUUGACGCACGCAUUGACAAGGCCCGCCUCUAUAACGUCCGUGCUCCCAGCCUCCGAUCCUCCAGCUACCAGAAGUGCUCUAUCCUCAAGGAGUCUGCUCAGGCAAUCGAGCAGCGGCUGAUGAAGAUCGACCACACGGCCAUCCAUCCACACCUGCUGGACAUGAAGAUUGGUCAGGGCAAAUACGAGCAGGGAUUCUUCCCCAAACUACAGGCCGACGUGCUCAACACAGGACCAACGAACAACAAGUGGUCUCACAGGACGGCAACAGCUCAGCGACGGAAAGAUCGCCAUAGACAGCAGACAGAGCACCUGACUCUCGACAAUGACCUGAAAGAGAAGUACAUGCAGGAGGCGCGCAGCCUGGGGAAGAACCUCAGACAGCCCAAACUGUCCGAUCUAUCUCCCGCCGUCAUCGCCCAGACCAACUGGAAGUUUGUGGAGGGGCUGCUCAAGGAGUGUCGCAUGAAGACAAAGCGUAUGCUGGUGGAGAAGAUGGGCCGGGAAGCGGUGGAGCUCGGCCACGGCGAGGCCAACAUCACCGGACUGGAGGAGAACACUUUGAUCGCUAGUCUGUGUGACUUGCUGGAGAGAAUCUGGAGCCACGGGCUGCAGGUCAAACAGGGGAAGUCGGCCCUGUGGUCCCACCUGCUGCACUUCCAGGCUCGUGAGGAGAAGCUGGAGCAGCAGCACGCUGAGUCACCAGUGCCACAUGUUCCUGAGAGGAGGAAGUCUGAUACUUCCAUAUCAAUGCCGUGUCUGCGUGUGUCUCUCAUACAGGACAUGAGGCACAUCCAGAGCAUGUCAGAGAUUAAGACAGAUGUGGGACGAGCCCGAGCCUGGAUCCGUCUGUCCCUGGAGAAGAAGGUGCUCUCUCAGCACCUCAAACAGCUGCUGUCCCGACAAGCCUUAACCAAGAAGCUGUACAAGCGUUAUGCCUUCCUGCGCUGUGAGGAGGAGAAGGAGCAGUUCCUCUUCCACCUGCUCUCUCUCAACGCUGUCGACUACUUCUGCUUCACCAGCGUUUUCACCACCAUCAUGAUUCCAUACCGCGUCGUCAUCAUCCCCAUCAAGAAGCUGAGCAACGCCAUGACCACCUCCAACCCCUGGGUGUGUGUGUCGGGCGAGCUGGGAGAUUCGGGCAUCAUGCAGAUCCCAAAGAACGUUCUGGAGAUGACCUUCGAUUGUCAGAACCUGGGGAAGCUGACCACAGUGCAGCUGGGUCAUGAUAACGCAGGGCUGCUGGCUAAAUGGCUGGUUGACUGUGUCAUGGUGCGCAAUGAGAUCACAGGACACACAUACAGGUUCCCAUGUGGUCGAUGGCUGGGUAAGGGUGUGGAUGACGGCAGCCUGGAGAGGAUUCUGAUAGGUGAGCUGGUGUUACCCAGCGGAGACGAGGAUUCUGGGAGGGGUUCCCGUACGCCCCCGCCGCAGAACUCACCAUCACAGACCAGACGCAUCAGCAUCACAUCACUGUCUGGACGAGGAUACAAACCAACCUCAGCACAAAUUCAAGAGGCCAUCAGUGAGGCGGUGAACAACAUCGUCAAACACUUCCACAAGCCAGAGAAAGAGAGAGGCAGCCUGACAGUCCUGCUGUGUGGAGAAAGCAGCUUGGUGUCCUCUCUGGAGCAGUUCUUCCAUCAUGGCUUUAAGUCGGCCCGGCUUUUCCAGAAGACCGUGUUCGUGUGGGACUUUGUGGAGAAGGCCGUCGCCUACAUGGAGUCAGCUGACCAGAUGGGAGACCUGCAGGAGACAGCGGAGCCCCUGGGGAUGACCUGUCAAUCACUCUGCCACUACGUCAACGCAAUCAACUCCACCCCCAGGAACAUCGGCAAGGACGGGAAGUUCCAGCUGCUGGUCUGCCUCGGAGCCAGGGACCGCCUGCUGCCUCAGUGGCUCCCCCUGCUGGUGGAGUGCCCUGUGAUCCUGCGGAUGUACGAGGACACGGCACUGCUCAGAGACCGCACCACUGUCAACGCCCUCAUCGGAGUCCUGGAGACGCUCCACGACUUCCCCAUCACACUGGAGGCCUCGCUGGUCAAAGGCAUCGACCUUUAACACCAACGGGAGGAGGGGGACCAAUCACCUCUACAUUUUCCCCUCACCAACACCUUCACCUCGACCUUUGCCUGCUUAUAGCCCAUUGGCUCCUGGAUUAUCACACACAUGGAGGGAAUGAGGGACAAGAGACCAAAGGAGCAAGUUCAACUGCUUCAUAUGAGAAGUCAGGGCUUUGGAUGAAGUAUUAUUACCACACCUCUGCUCUGAAAGACUCUUUUUAAUAAGGGACCAUACCAGUGAUUAAUCACAUUUACUUCAUUAACUACAAAUCCUACAAAUCCAAAUUUUGUGUACAAUUCACCAAAAUACUCCAUUUGUUUUUAGAUUGACUUUCUGCCUUCCAGGCAGUUUCAGUUCAGUCAGUACACUAUGAAAAUGAGACAAUCUUUAAAGGAAAAACAGCUGGUCACUGUAGUUUUUCAUCAAACAGAGGAAAUGGUGCAUUUGUUGGGAACUAUUUUAAGCAGUGGAUGAAUCCACAUUUGGAGCUCUAGUGAGUAUUUCUGGCAGCAGGAUGGUGUUACAAGCCAGAUGCACUGAUUUAAAGAUGACUUCUAAACCAUUGGUAUGGUCCUUUUAGAUUUUAGUCAUACAUUUAAUUUUUAAAGACCAGCAGCAGAUGUUUCUCUGUGUGUAGCUAGCCCUGCUUCUGUAGGUACUAGAUAACCCGUGUGCUAAAAUCCGUUCUCUCUCUCCUCGCUUGCGACUAGUGGUUUAUAGCGCCACCAUCCCCACUCCCUAGUUAGCAUUAGCAUUAGCGACGCAUGCCUAUGGGAUGUGGAGAGAAGAGACUGAGUGAUCACUGACACACUGGAACGAUGAAUAUAACGCAGAUAGAGACGGAGGUCUGCACUGUAACCCACUGACUUUCAGUGCCGUGUUGUUCGAGUCACCAGCUCUCCAUGCUUCUCUUCCUUUCUUUUCAUUGUUUUUUGGGGCAUUCUCUCUGCUUGCAGCCUGUGGAUGAACACAAAAACUGAUCUCAGCGAUGUGGCUCAGAGUCAGGAGCUUCCCUGUGGCUGCAUGGACAUUCCUACCCAAUGACGGGCCUCGAAAUGCUCAAAGUGUGUUUGUCAUAUUUGAAGGGUGUGUGUGUGUGUGUGUGUGUCCUCCAUUUAUUUUUAUAUCUUCCAUCUGUAGUGUACUGUAGGAGAGAGUGUGUUUGUGUGUGAUUUGUGUGUGCCUCACACAGUCAUAACAGUUUGCCAAUAUCGUCACUUUUUGAAAAUCAUCUUAACUUGAGGUCCGCUUAUUAGCUUUUUAAAUGCUUUUAACUGCAUCUAAUGUUCUUCAUCAGCAGUUGGAGUUUGCUCAGCUUGAAUGGAGUUGACUCCGCUGCUUUAAGUAAGGAACUUUUUGGUUGAAAGCUCUCGCAAAAGCUAGCAAGUGGACUUUAAUUAAUUAACAUUAUUUUGUCAAACUACUAUCCUGAAGGUCAACCGUGAACUUUUACACAAGCAAGAAAAAAAUGUUCUUUAAAUCAAUGUAGUAAACACUGGAAUACACACAUUAACAGAGUGAGUUUGGGGUGAAUCAGCCACCUUCAGUUCAAAUAUUACCUGGACCCUUCUACAGAUUUAAUUUCAGCAUAAUGAUGCACCGUUCGUGUUAUAUGGUACAAGCUCCCAACCUGAAAACGCAGAAACUAUCAGGUCAUUAAUACUUUGUCUCCACUAGGAGCUCAUAUAUCUUUAUUCUUCACGUCCUACCAGGGACUUUUAAAGGGAAUGUCUCUUUAAAUUAAAGUUCCUACUUGGGACGUUUUCCUAACUCCCACAAUUGUGCAACUAUGUUAAACCUUAUGCUUGUAAGCAGCACUGUAAUGCCAAUUUAUAGGCAUAGAUUUUUCUUCAUUUUGGGAAAUACACUUAUUUUGUGUGGUUAGCCUAGAUUAGCAUAAAGACUGGAAUCAGGAGCAAAUAGCUAGUCUGGCUCUGUUUACAGUUCCUGGCUGUAGUCUCUGUACAAGCAUGAAGGUACCACACUUGGCAACCUCAUCAAAAUUAAGUUCCAUCUCGUAACUUCCCCCAUAAACCACAAAUGAUCAUUUUCACAUUUCGUUUUUUACCAUUGUAUUAAUUAGUGAGCUUUAGAGGUUGUUAUUAGUCGGGUUUUUUCAACUUUAGACUGAGCAGGGCUAGUUAUUUCCUCCUGCUUCCAGUCUUUAUGCUAAGCUAGGCUAUCCACAUUGUGACUCCAGUUCCAGUCGCUCAUAUCUUUACACACAAGUCAUGAGACUGGUGUCAAUCUUCUCUAUUCACUCUCAGAAAGAAAGUGUUAUGCUUAUUUCCCACAGUGUUGAACUAAGAUAACAUUAGUUUGUUAAAACUGUACAUACAAUGAAAGGGUGAAGGAGAGGAUAGACAAACCCUUAAUUAAAUUUCCCACUUUGGAAGUUCAAACUCACAGUAGUCAGUG
Molecule: messenger RNA, 6610 nt
Organism: Scomber japonicus (chub mackerel)
Lineage: Eukaryota; Metazoa; Chordata; Actinopteri; Scombriformes; Scombridae
Gene: dennd5b
Product: DENN/MADD domain containing 5B
Molecular function (GO): small GTPase binding; guanyl-nucleotide exchange factor activity
Source: RefSeq, a predicted model, not a curated record